AUGGAUCAACUAAUUGCUAAAGAUACGGAAAUUAGAAAGCUUGUGGAAGACAUUCAGGAAGAUAUUAUUAAUACUUCUAAAAUUAUACCUUACAGUGAUAGUAUGACUGUUUAUGAUCUUGUGAUUAAAGUUUUUAACAAGAGAAGUUUGAAAAUGUUGGUAAAAAAUGAUAAAAGUAUUCAAGAUUACAUUGACUUCUUUAGAAGCAAUUUCGGGAAACAGUAUAAUCGCUUCUGGCUUUUUCAUGCAAUGUUUGGUAAAAUUCAGGACGCUUAUAAGCGAAGGAAGAUUAUGGAGAAAGUUCAAAAUAUUCCACAGCUCAAGAAAGUUAUUCCGCUGCCUUAUGAAGUUAUUUUGAUGAUUAUUGAGUACUUUGAUAAUGACAAUUUAAAAAACUUUGUCAACUCUUUUUAUGAAUGUCCUUCACAAAUAUAG
Messenger RNA from Cotesia congregata, 435 nucleotides. The record is from the annotation of a GenBank genome assembly. Lineage: Eukaryota; Metazoa; Arthropoda; Insecta; Hymenoptera; Braconidae.